Myotis brandtii (Brandt's bat) is the source of this 4607-nucleotide messenger RNA. Its product is annotated as deleted in malignant brain tumors 1 protein. The transcript has 35 exons. The coding region runs from base 33 to 4550 and encodes 1505 amino acids. Lineage: Eukaryota; Metazoa; Chordata; Mammalia; Chiroptera; Vespertilionidae. Gene Ontology annotation, cellular component: membrane. The record is from RefSeq and is a predicted model, not a curated record.
GAGGCGUCCGUGUUCCCAGCAGAGCCGGCACCAUGGGGCUCCCCAGGAUCACCCUGGGAAUGUGUCUGCUGCUGGGCCGCGUCCUCCACGCAGUUACACAAGUAACAGAAGACGUGACGGUGAUCUCGUCUAGGGAGACGUCUGUGCCAACCGGUUUCUUCGCGGGUCUCCUGGGAACGGAGGACACCUCUGCUUCGGCUGGGCGGUGGGCCACGCAGACUGAAGGCUAUGACUACGGCUUGCCGCUGAGGCUGGUGAACGGCGCGGACCGGUGCCAGGGCCGGGUGGAGGUCCUGUACCAGGGCCUGCCCAGCUGCCCCCACGGCGGCUGGUACAACCACGCGUGCGGACACAGGGAAGACGCCGGCGUCCUGUGCUCAGCUUCUCUGCUUUCCACGGAGGAGACCCUGACAGCAACCACGGAAGCUACUCAGGCCUCCACAUCCUGGCCAGACGCAUGGACAACUCCAUCCACAACUGCCUCUCCUCAAACAACAACAGAUUUCGGGACCGAAUCGGCUCUGGCCCUGAGGCUGGUAAAUGGCGGUGACCGGUGUCAAGGCCGCGUGGAGGUCCUCUACCGAGGUUCCUGGCGCACCGUGUGUGACGACGGGUGGGACACCAACGACGCCAACGUGGUGUGCAGGCAGCUGGGCUGUGGCUGGGCCAGGUCGGCCCCAGGAAGUGCCCGGUUCGGACAGGGCUCAGGCCCGAUCGUGCUGGACGAUGUGGGCUGCUCAGGGCACGAGUCCUACCUGUGGAGCUGCCCACACAGGGGCUGGAACUCGCACACCUGUGGGCACGGAGAGGACGCCGGCGUCAUCUGCUCAGCUGCUCAGCCCUCCACAUCCUGGCCAGACGCAUGGACAACACCUUUCACAACUGCCCCUACUCAAACAACAACAGGAUUCGGGACCGAUUCGGAUUUGGCCCUGAGGCUGGUGAAUGGCGGUGACCGGUGUCAGGGCCGCGUGGAGGUCCUCUACCGAGGUUCCUGGGGCACCGUGUGUGACGACGGGUGGGACACCAACGACGCCAACGUGGUGUGCAGGCAGCUGGGCUGUGGCUGGGCCAGGUCGGCCCCAGGAAGUGCCCGGUUCGGACAGGGCUCAGGCCCGAUCGUGCUGGACGAUGUGGGCUGCUCAGGGCACGAGUCCUACCUGUGGAGCUGUCCACAUAAUGGUUGGAACUCCCACAACUGUGGGCACGGAGAGGAUGCCGGCGUCAUCUGCUCAGCUGCUCAGACCACCACAUCCUGGCCAGAUUUAUGGACAACUCCUUUCACAACUGCCUCUACUCAAACAACAACAGGAUUCGGGACCGAUUCGGAUUUGGCCCUGAGGCUGGUGAAUGGCGGUGACCGGUGUCAGGGCCGCGUGGAGGUCCUCUACCGAGGCUCCUGGGGCACCGUGUGUGACGACAGUUGGGACACCAACGACGCCAACGUAGUGUGCAGGCAGCUGGGCUGUGGCUGGUCCAUGUCGGCCCCAGGAAGUGCCCGGUUUGGACAGGGCUCAGGCCCGAUCGUGCUGGACGACUUGGGCUGCUCAGGGCAUGAGUCCUACCUGUGGAGCUGCCCGCACAGGGGCUGGAACUCCCACAACUGCAACCACGGAGAGGACGCUUGUGUCAUCUGCUCAGAUACUCAGGCCUCCACAUCCUGGCCAGAUGCAUGGACAACUUCUUCCACAACUCCAACCACAACUGCCUCUACUCAAACAACAACAGGAUUCCGGACCGAUUCGGAUUUGGCCCUGAGGCUGGUAAAUGGCGGUGACCGGUGUCAGGGCCGCGUGGAGGUCCUCUACCGAGGCUCCUGGGGCACCGUGUGUGACGACGGGUGGGACACCAACGACGCCAACGUGGUGUGCAGGCAGCUGGGCUGUGGCUGGGCCAUGUCGGCCCCAGGAAGUGCCCGGUUUGGACAGGGCUCAGGGGGCUGGAACUCCCACAACUGCAACCAUGGAGAGGACGCUGGUGUCAUCUGCUCAGCUGCUCAGACCACCACAUCCUGGCCAGAUGCAUGGACAACUCCUUCCACAACUGCCUCUCCUCAAACAACAACAGGUUUCGGGACCGAAUCGGCUCUGGCCCUGAGGCUGGUGAAUGGCGGUGACCGGUGUCAGGGCCGCGUGGAGGUCCUCUACCGAGGCUCCUGGGGCACCGUGUGUGACGACAGUUGGGACACCAACGACGCCAACGUGGUGUGCAGGCAGCUGGGCUGUGGCUGGGCCAUGUCGGCCCCAGGAAGUGCCCGGUUUGGACAGGGCUCAGGCCCGAUCGUGCUGGACGACUUGGGCUGCUCAGGGCAUGAGUCCUACCUGUGGAGCUGCCCGCACAGGGGCUGGAACUCCCACAACUGCAACCACGGAGAGGACGCUGGUGUCAUCUGCUCAGAGGCUCAGCCAGGACCCUACCCCAGGCCAUGGACUUGGCCUGGGUCCUUGUGCCGUCCUCUAGGUUUCGGGACCGAAUCGGCUCUGGCCCUGAGGCUGGUGAAUGGCGGUGACCGGUGUCAAGGCCGCGUGGAGGUCCUCUACCGAGGCUCCUGGGGCACCGUGUGUGACGACGGGUGGGACACCAACGACGCUAACGUGGUGUGCAGGCAGCUGGGCUGUGGCUGGGCCAGGUCGGCCCCAGGAAGUGCCCGGUUUGGACAGGGCUCAGGCCCGAUCGUGCUGGACAACGUGGGCUGCUCAGGGCACGAGUCCUACCUGUGGAGCUGCCCGCAUAAUGGCUGGAACGUGCACAACUGCAACCACGGGGAGGACGCCGGAGUCAUCUGCUCAGCUGCUCAGACCACCACAUCCUGGCCAGACGCAUGGACAACUCCUUCCACAACUCCAUCCACACCUGUUGCUCUUCAAACAACAACAGGAUUCGGGAACGACUCGGGUUUGGCCCUGAGGCUGGUGAACGGCAGUGACUCAUGUCAGGGCCGCGUGGAGGUCCUCUACCAAGGCUCCUGGGGCACCGUGUGUGACGAUGGGUGGGACAUCAACAAUGCCAACGUGGUGUGCAGGCAGCUGGGCUGUGGCGAGGCCAGGUCGGCCCCAGGAAGUGCCUGGUUCGGAAAGGGCUCAGGCCCGAUCGUGCUGGACGACGUGGGCUCUGCUCAGCCUUCUACAACCUGGCCAGCCGCGGGGGCCUGUGGGGGCUUCCUGUCCCGGCCCUCGGGGCGCUUCUCCAGCCCGUCCUACCCCGGGAGCUACCCCAACAACGCCCGCUGCGUGUGGGACAUAGAGGUCCAGAACAACCACCGCGUGACCGUCGUCUUCAGAGACGUGCAUACAACUCCCCCUGCCCGGGUGGUGCGCCCUGUGCUCUGGGUCACCAGCAUCUCCUCUGUCCCGGCAGCCGCGGGGGCCUGUGGGGGCUUCCUGUCCCGGCCCUCGGGGCGCUUCUCCAGCCCGUCCUACCCCGGGAGCUACCCCAACAACGCCCGCUGCGUGUGGGACAUCGAGGUCCAGAACAACCACCGCGUGACCGUCGUCUUCAGAGACGUGCAGCUGGAGAGCAACUGUAACUACGACUACAUCGAGGUGUUCGACGGCCCCGCCCUCAGCUCCCCGCUCAUCGCCCGGGUCUGCCACGGCUCAAGGGACUCCUUCACGUCGUCCUCCAACUUCAUGUCCAUCCGCUUCGUCAGCGACGGCAGCGUCACCCGCAGCGGGUUCCAGGCCGAAUACUACUCCCGUCCCUCCAACCACAGCACCAAGCUGCUCUGCCUGCCGGACCGGAUGCAGGCCAACGUGAGCCGGAGCUACCUGCAGUCCCUGGGCUACUCGGCCAGCGACCUGGUCAUCCCCCACUGGAACGACGUGCAGCAGUGUCAGGCCCAGGUCACGGCGAGCCAGGUGACCUUCACCAUCCCCUACGCGGGCUGCGGCACCACCCAGCAGCUGGAUAACGACACCAUCACCUACUCCAACACCCUCCAAGCAGCCAUCCCCGUCGCGAACGGCCUCAUCCAGAGGCGGCCGAGCCUGCACCUCCACGUGAGCUGCCGGAUGCUGCGGGACACCUGGGUGGACCUCAUGUACGUGGCCAACGACAACGCCGAGGUCCAGGAAGUGCAGUACGGCAACUUCGCCGUCAACAUGUCCUUCUACACGUCGUCCUCGUUCGCAUACCCCGUGACCACGCACCCCUACUACGUGCGCUUGAACCAGGACCUGUACGUUCAGGCCGAGAUCCGCCGCGCCGACGCCUCCAUGGCCCUGUUCGUGGACACCUGCGUGGCGUCGCCGUCCUCCGAGGACGUGCCCUCUGUGGCCUACGACCUCAUCCGGAGCGGGUGCGUGAGGGACGACACCUACCAGGCCCUCCCCGCGCCCGAACCCGGCCUCGCCCGCUUCAAGUUCCGCUCCUUCCACUUCCUGCACCGCCUCCCCGCCGUGUACCUGCACUGCAAGGUGCUCGUGUGCAGGGCCCACGACCCCGUCUCCCGCUGCCGCAGUGGCUGCCAGCCCAGGCCCAAGCGAGACCUGGGCUCCUACCAGGAGAAGGUGGACGUGGUCCUGGGCCCUAUCCGGCUGCAGGCGCCAUAGCCCGGGAGAGGAGGAGCCUGGGUAGGUGGUCGCCCUUGACCCGCCGCCCCCCGCCAC